Eucalyptus grandis is the source of this 1176-nucleotide messenger RNA. RefSeq lists its product as uncharacterized. The record is from RefSeq and is a predicted model, not a curated record. NCBI's taxonomy places the organism in Eukaryota, Viridiplantae, Streptophyta, Magnoliopsida, Myrtales, Myrtaceae. The transcript has 3 exons. The coding region runs from base 1 to 1176 and encodes 391 amino acids.
AUGUUCUUCUGGAGAUGUAAAACGUUGAGCCUUUCCCACCUCUUUUUUGCGGAUGACGUCUUUCUAUUUUGUGGAGCUGAUUUGACUUCGAUCUCUCUUUUAAAGAAUGGUUUAGACACCUUCUCUGCAUGGAGUGGACUCAAGCCAAACUCCAAUAAAAGUGAGAUCUUUCUUGCUAGAGGGUCGCCAACCUUGCGAAGCGAGAUUCUCCUUGCUUUUGGCUUCAUUGAGGGGACAUUGCCAGUGCGUUAUCUUGAAGUUCCUAUUAUCUCAUCCAGGCUUGACAAGGCGGAUUGUAUCUCCAUCGUGGAUCGCAUAACCAAUAGGGUCCAAUCGUGGACUCAACACUUCCUCUCAUUUGCUGGUCGUCUUAAGCUUAUAAGGUCAGUUCUCCAUGCAAUCCAAGCAUACUGGGCAAGUGUAUUUACUAUCCCUAUUGCAGUAUUGGAUCGCAUUGAGCAGAUCUUGAGACAGUUUCUCUGGAAGGGCCCUGGAUUGGGGAGGGGUGGAGCUAAGGUCUCAUGGGAUGAUGUUUGCCUUCCUAAGGAGGAAGGAGGGUUAGGUAUUCGCAAUCUGAGGGACUGGUUGGAGACGGCCGUUCUAUCUCUUUCUGGAGGUGCUUCCGGUUUAUUCUCUACUUCGGCGUGGCAACUUAUAAGGAAGAAGAAGCCUCGGGUCAAUUGGGCUUCCUUGAUCUGGAACAAUGCUAUAUCUCCAAGAUAUCAGUUCAACCUCUGGCUUAUCACCAAGAACCGUCUUCCUACUCAGGCCAUGCUUUUGUCUCAUGGCAGAAUUGCGGAUGCGAUGUGUGCCUUUUGCAAGUCGACGCCAGAUUCUAUUGAUCAUUUGUUUUUUGGAUGUAGCAUUUCAGCCAGGUUAGCAUUCUUGUGGGCGGCUAGAUGUAACCUCCCUUGGCGUAACAGGACUUGGGCCGACAACCUUAACUGGGCUCUGAAGUUCCUUCCCGGUAAGGAUUUCUAUCACUCCAUCGCCCGAUUUUCCUUUGGAGCUCCCUGCCACCUUAUUUGGAAAUACAGGAAUGAGAUUAUGUUUAGAAAUUACACCUUCACGGUUCCAGCUCUGAAGAAUCACUUGAUUAAAGUUGUUAAGGAUAAGGCGUUGACUUUCACUAAUGUUGAAGACAAUCCAAGAAAUAGGAGGCUUCAAUGCACUUGA